AUGGCCGCCGCGCAGCCCGAGCUCCCCGGCGGGGCGGCCGCGGCGCGGGGCCGCUGGCGCCGUUGCGGGGGCUGCUGGUCGGCCUUCUGGGACUACGAGACGCCCAAGGUGGUGGUGGUGCGCAGCCGGCGCCUGGGGCUGCUGUACCGCGCGGCGCAGCUGCUCAUCCUGCUCUACUUCGUGUGGUACGUGUUCAUCGUCCAGAAGAGCUACCAGGACCGCGAGGCCGGGCCCGAGAGCUCGGUCAUCACCAAGGUGAAGGGCGUCACCGCGUCCGCGCGCCGCGUGUGGGACGUCGAGGAGUUCGUGAGGCCGCCCGAGGGGGGCAGCGUGUUCAGCAUCAUCACCAGGAUCGAGGUCACCAGCUUCCAGACGCGGGGCACCUGCCCGGAGAGCCUCCGCGUGCACAACGCCGCCUGCCACACGGACGACGACUGCGCGGCCGGGGAGCUGGACCCGCUGGGGAGCGGCCUCCGCACCGGGCGCUGCGUGCCCUACUACCGCGGGGCGGCCCGGACCUGCGAGGUGGCGGCCUGGUGCCCGCUGGAGGAUGGCGCCGCGGCCAGCCAGUUUCUGGGCGCCACGGCCCCCAACCUCACCGUGCUCAUCAAGAACAGCGUCCGCUACCCGCGGCUGCGCUUCUCCAAGGGCAACCUCGCGGGCCGGCGCGGGGACUACCUGAAGCGCUGCACGUUCGAGCGGGACCGCGACCCGUACUGCCCCAUCUUCAGGCUGGGCUUCAUCGCAGACCAGGGCUUCACGGAGCUGGCGCACGGGGGCGGCGUCCUGGGCGUCCUCAUCAACUGGGACUGUGACCUGGACCUCUCGGAGGCCCAGUGCAACCCCCAGUACUCCUUCCGGAGGCUGGACCCCAAGCACGCCGCCGCCUCCUCCGGCUACAACUUUAGGUUUGCUAAGUAUUACAACAUAAACGGCACCACCACCCGCACGUUGGUCAAAGCCUACGGGAUUCGAAUCGACGUCAUUGUGCACGGACAGGCAGGGAGGUUCAGCCUCAUUCCCACCAUCAUUAACCUGGCCACCGCUCUGACCUCCAUUGGAGUGGGCUCCUUCCUCUGUGACUGGAUCUUGCUAACAUUCAUGAACAAAAACAAAGUCUACAGCCGUAAGAAAUUCGACAAGGUGUGUACACCAGGCCCGGAGGGCCAACCUCAGGACAAGGGGCAAAGCUAGGCCUGUCCCCACUUUGUCCCAUCCAAGCAGAUAGUGGACACUCUCGGCCAGCAUGUACGGAAGAGAUGUUCCACCUGUGAGCACCCCCAACAGGACCCCGCAC
Molecule: messenger RNA, 1297 nt
Organism: Dipodomys spectabilis (banner-tailed kangaroo rat)
Lineage: Eukaryota; Metazoa; Chordata; Mammalia; Rodentia; Heteromyidae
Gene: P2rx2
Product: purinergic receptor P2X 2
Biological process (GO): response to ATP; monoatomic cation transmembrane transport
Cellular component (GO): plasma membrane; nuclear inner membrane
Molecular function (GO): ATP binding; purinergic nucleotide receptor activity; extracellularly ATP-gated monoatomic cation channel activity
Source: RefSeq, a predicted model, not a curated record